AUGUCUGCUUCUGCUCUUAUGGUACCACAAGCGGGAAGCCGCUUUACGCGGCGUUUGUCCUCCACCGAGGCCACUCGCGAAAAUGUUCAGAUGGGGCCUGCCGUUGUGGUUCCCCCGAAGCAUCUCAUGGCUCCAUCAGAGGCUUCAGAGAUCGCUGCCGGGUUUGAGUCUGCAAGACACCGCCUUGACGCUGAUAGCACGCCUUCAUCGCCCGGCGCGGCAGCUCUCGAAUCAACAGUCACCGACAAAUACGCUUUCGCAUUCGACAUAGAUGGUGUUUUGAUCAGAGGUGGGCGUCCGCUCCCAGAAGCCAUUGAAGCAAUGAAGAUGCUCAACGGUGAGAACGAAUACGGCGUCAAAGUGCCAUACAUCUUCGUCACCAACGGUGGUGGCAAAAGUGAAGCUGAGCGUUGUAUUCAACUGAGCCAACAGAUGGAGAUGGAGAUUUCACCAGGACAGUUCAUCUGUGGACAUACCCCCAUGAGGGAAAUGGCAGAGAAAUACAACACCGUCCUGGUCGUAGGCGGGGAGGGUGAGAAGUGCCGCGAUGUCGCUGAAAGCUAUGGCUUCAAAGAUGUCGUUACACCUGGAGACAUUAUUAAGGACAACCAAGACACUACUCCAUUCCGCAAGCUGACCGACGACGAAUACAAGAAUUCCCGUGCCCGUAAUUUCGCCGAAGUUGAGAUCGAGGCUAUCUUCGUGUUUGCCGAUUCACGCGACUGGGCAUCGGACCAGCAGAUCAUCCUCGACCUAUUAAUGUCCAAGAAGGGCCGUCUAGGAACUAGGUCCGAGAACUUCGAUGAUGGCCCUCCGGUAUUCUUCUCCCACAACGACGUCGUCUGGAGCGCUUCUCACGACCUGACCCGAAUUGGCAUGGGUGCUCUCCGUGUCUCCCUCGAGGCUAUGUACCAAGCUGUCACUGGCAAGGAGCUCCAGACAACAGCCUUCGGCAAGCCUCAGAUCGGUACCUUUGAGUUCGCAACCCGCCUGCUUCAAGAAUGGCGCAAAGAUACCCACAACAUCGACUCCCCGCCUUCGACCGUAUACUUUGUUGGCGACACUCCAGAGUCCGACAUUAGGGGCACAAACGAGUACAACAGUUUCAACAAAGAUGCCAACUGGUACUCUAUCCUGGUCGAGACCGGUGUAUUCCAGAAGGGUACAACACCUCGCUUCCAGCCCAAGGCGAUUGUCGAAACAGUUCUUGACGCCGUCAAGCACGGCAUGGAGCGCGAGUACAGGAAAUCUCUCAAAGAGAGCGCGCAGGCGACUAGUGUGACCGAAGAAUAG
Dothidotthia symphoricarpi CBS 119687 is the source of this 1293-nucleotide messenger RNA. Its product is annotated as HAD-superfamily hydrolase. The record is from RefSeq and is a predicted model, not a curated record. The coding region runs from base 1 to 1293 and encodes 430 amino acids. The transcript is spliced from 2 exons. Gene Ontology annotation, biological process: glycerophospholipid biosynthetic process. Lineage: Eukaryota; Fungi; Ascomycota; Dothideomycetes; Pleosporales; Dothidotthiaceae. Gene Ontology annotation, cellular component: mitochondrion.